Molecule: messenger RNA, 1526 nt
Organism: Epinephelus lanceolatus (giant grouper)
Lineage: Eukaryota; Metazoa; Chordata; Actinopteri; Perciformes; Serranidae
Molecular function (GO): protein binding
Source: RefSeq, a predicted model, not a curated record
CAGCAGCAGAAGAAGAGACGAGGAGAGAGUCACAGUUCCUCUGGUCCACGAUCACACGGCAGCAGUAAUCUAUAACCUGUUGUCGAUGAUGUCGGUGCUGCAGCUUCCUGCCGAGCUGUGGCUGCAGGUGUUCAGCUUCCUGUCCUGGAGAGACAAACUGAGCGUGCGCUGCACCUGCUCACACUUCAAACACCUGCUGGAUAAGUCCCGCCCCCUGUGGCGAGGCUUCACCGUGGUACUGCGACAGUUCUCCAGAUACAACCGGCCGUUCUGGCGCAGCCUGGCUCAGAGGCAUGUGGACAGCGUAUCUGUGCGUUCAGGUAAGAGGAAACACCUGAAGCAACUUGCCACCUGGCUUCCUGCUCUCGAGGCGUUGCGGUUGGACGACUGGCAGGAAGGCUGCGUCGAUGACCUGAAACUGUUCCACCGGCUGCAGCUGCUGUCCGUCACUUCCUGUUCCAUGCCGUUGAAGAGCGUCGACUUCCUGCUUCCUCUCAGUCAUCACCUGUUGCAGCUCAGACUGUGUAAUGUGCAGCUCACCUGUAACGCCUCUCACCUGUUGACCUCCAUCAGUCAGCUGACUCGUCUCACCUUGCUGCAGCUUCACCAUGACGGCAGUCUGAGAGUCCCAAAGCCCAGCGGCGUCCUGACUCACCUGACCGAGCUCAAACACCUGUCCUGGACCAUGAUCACAUACAAGACGCUGUCACAUGACUUCUUCAGCCCCGCCCACCUCACAGGUGGUGGCGCUCUGCAGCUGUCUGACCUCCAACUGUUAAACUAUGACGCAGUGGUGACGCAGGAAGUUCUGCAGCCUUUGUCCCGCCUCCGCAGCCUGUCAAUCUUCCACCUGUAUUCCGUACCGGGACCCACCUGUCACCUGCAAACAUGGCUGACGUCACUGCCACAGCUCCGCAGCCUCAGCGUGCACGGAGGCCAUCCUCUAGCGGCGUAUGCUGACUUCCUGCCAUCCUCCCUCCUCAGUCUGACUCUCUGUGUGGAUCUGCAGCCUGAAGACCUGCAGGUGGUCUCACAGAGAGCGCCUCACCUGGAACACCUGCACCUGGAGCCCUGGAGCUCCUCCGCCAGUGUGAUCAGACUCCUCCCACAGCUGUUCCCUCAACUGAGGACGCUCCGAAUCAGACAUCAUCACCUGUCAGACAGUGACUUCCUGCGUCUGCAGCAGCUUCAACAUCUCAACACUCUGGAGAUUUUGGAUUCGUACUACAGACCUGACCCGUCCGACCCGAGUUGGGUCGUCUACGAGCCGAGCUCCCGUCUGCUGCAGCUGAUCUCUGACCUUCAGAAACUGACCAACCACCGAGUCCAAGUCAUCACCAGCUCACACAGAGACACGCUCUCCUGCCACUGUGUCUGACCAAUCAGAAACUGUUUGCCCUGCUGUGAGGGCGGGGUCAGUUCUCAGGAGAGCACUGAAACACAGAUCCAAAGAUUUUAUCAAACAUGUUAUCAAAUGUUUGUCAGUGUGAAGUUUAUAAAUAUUUAAAUUAUAUUAUUGAACUAAA